Messenger RNA from Monopterus albus (swamp eel), 6824 nucleotides. RefSeq names its product ligand dependent nuclear receptor corepressor-like (gene lcorl). The transcript is spliced from 7 exons. Gene Ontology annotation, biological process: regulation of transcription by RNA polymerase II. Lineage: Eukaryota; Metazoa; Chordata; Actinopteri; Synbranchiformes; Synbranchidae. Gene Ontology annotation, cellular component: nucleus. Bases 1599 to 3299 code for a protein of 566 amino acids. Gene Ontology annotation, molecular function: DNA binding. The record is from RefSeq and is a predicted model, not a curated record.
GCAUUUGCAUAGAUGUAAAAAUAAAUGUUCAGUUUAAGAAACCCAUAUUAUUACUCCAAGAAUCAACAAUCAAACGAUUCAAGUAAAUCAGGAAAAUAUCAAAAACAAUUUAAGAUAGUAACUUUAUUCAAAACUUUUUUUGUCACAAUCAAGGGGGGCAGAACUAUGGCACAACCAACAAGUGUGACAGAAAUAGCAUUUUACUACAACAACAGCAACAACGAGGUGAUGCUGCCUGUCCUUGAACACACCAAGUAGAUCCCUCCUCACCCAUAGACACCAUCUCACACACAUCCUCAUCCAUAGAUCAUGUUAUGAAAAUAACAAACACAAAACAAAAUGCAAGCAUUCAUUCAUUAAAUUGCACACAUAUUCUACUGUUCUUAGUCAUGGUUGAAAUACAUUCUAUUCUAAUUCAGGUUUUUAAAAAUGCUUACCUACGUGUUUUCUAACCAGAUUUCUGACACCGUUUUCCCCUGGCCAGUGUGUCAAUGUCUGGUUUGAGGUCUUGUGAUGAGGCAAUCCGCAAAACAGUGUGGAGCUUGUCAUCAGUAAUGCGUGAUCUGUGCUUGGUCUUGUUCAGAUUCAUUAUUGAAAAGAUCUGUUCGCACAGAUAGGUGCUCCUAAACAUUGACAGAACACGAGCAGCAUGAAGUCGGAGCUGUGGCAUCAAACCAGGGGGCGGGAGAUGGUAAAAGCCCUCGAUUGCAGCAUCUUGGAACUUUGUUCUCAGGCCACUAUCGCUCUGAAGCUCAAUGAACUCCCUCUGAAGGUGAUGGGGCGCACUGCAGACGUCGGCGGUGAAAGGAUCGGCAAAGAAACCAGAGAAGUGCCGAUCAAACUCAUUCAUUAACCGGUUCAGUUUGGUAGCCAACCGAGCACACGAAAAAGUACCGGGAACUGAGGCUGAGAUGCUCUGAUAAACAGGAAAAUGGGCAAUUUCUCUUUUCUUUGACAUUUUGGGAUCAUUUGUAAAGAUUUCUAGAUUCCACUUAAAGUAGAGAGAUGCCGUUACUUCGCAGGUAACAAUUUAAAUGCAUUAUGGGAGGCGUGGUUUAUGGUCAGUGCACGCUUUAAAGCAGAAUAUACUUAUUUGCACCUAUUAAGCUCUCACGGGCCACAUAAAAUGACGUGGCGGGCCACAUUUGGCCCGCGGGCCUUGAGUUUGACACAUGUGCCCUAGAGCUCCCAACACCUCAGCACGUACCAAUAAUCAUGAUCAGAAUUCAGUAUAAAAGGUAUUUUAGAAUAUAGAUAGACAACCUCAUUGCCUUCCGUACUGUAUUGCUUCUAUAGCACACUCUUUGAUAUGGAUGAACCAUUUGAUGUCUGAGCAUUUGAUGGCGACCGUACAAAUCGAACAUGCUGCGAGGUGCGAGGUAACGUUAGCGAGGACUAAAUACAGUACACAGUAGGUGGCGGAAAUGCAACUUGACGUUGGAUGCAACUCGCCAUUAAAUAAAAAGCAGCAGAACAUUGUAGUCUACACACUCCAGGGUAGCUGGUGGCGGUAAUGCAGCUUAACCUUACUUACCACCCGCCAGUUAGAAAGAAGGAAGAAGAAGAAGGAAUAGCAGAAGGAGGGGGAAGGACGCAGAAUGGCGAGUGUGCAGUGUUCCAAAUGCACGGUAGAAAGAAAAGGGAUUCGGCGGGAACUGGAUUCUUGGCGACACAAAUUAAUACACUGUGUUGGGUUUGAAAGCAUUCUGGAGGGUGUAUAUGGCCCAGUGCUGCUGAGAGACCUCAAUUUAUUUGAUGACUGUGAACCAGAAGAGGUGGAUGACUGGUCCCCCGAAGCAAGCUGCUCUCAGUGUUCAUUCUGCAACCUUCCCCUGGACAAACUCAGUGAUCAAGUACCUGCAGCCACGUCGCCCGUCUCUUCUUCCUCUGAUUACUCUCCCUGUCAGAUCACUGAGAGCAGCCAAUCAGCUCACAGAUUCCUCCAAGCUGUGUUUCACAAGAAAGAUGUGCCCCUGGGCUGUGAUUCCAACAUCCCUCUGGUUGCCCAGGAGCUGAUGAAGAAAAUGAUACACAAGUUUGCCAUGGAGUAUGCUUCCAAGUGCCUACUCCACACCAGUACAAAUGGUGUUACAACAAGGACCUCAUCAACUUUGUUAGAAACAUCAGAUGCCCCUCUGGACCUCACAGUGAGCCGAACCCAGGAGGAGAAAGACAGUCAAUCUGAACCAGACUGUGUGCUCGACCUCUCCAAUAGGAGUUGUGCAGGCUCAGCAACCUCCUCUAAUCACAAAGCUGCAGGGAGGCAGCACAGACAGAAGGAGUACACUGAGAGGAGCUGGGAGCUUUCUGAAGGGUUGCUGUCUAAGGCCUUGAAGGAUAUACGUUCAGGAAGGCUGCAAGAGCAGCGGGCAGCGUUGCUUUAUGGAAUACCCCUUCACAGCCUGAGGCAAGGCCUGGACGGCUGGGCUGAAGGAAGGCCUGGGAUGCUCCACCAACUUAUACCAGGGAGCAGAGAUUUCAGGGAUGAAGCAACAUCAUACAAUUUGAUGUCAACACUGGGCGGUGAAGCACGUCUUGUUCUGCAGAAGGUGGCGGCGUGGUCAGAGUGGGCAGAAAUUGGAGGGGCUACAGAGGAGAAUGGAGAUCUUAGUUUCCCUUCAUCCUCUCUUACUUUUUAUCAGCCAAGUGGUCUACAGAAAACCCUACCACAGUCAUUUCCCCAGCUCAGGGAUGGUCUCCAGCCCCCACCAAGUCCCACUCCCAGCCUGGAGCCACUCAUGCCCCUGCGUAUUCCUCAGGUCCGUAUCACGUCUGAUCCUAACAGGUUGAUCCCAGCUGAAAAUUGCAGCAUGGCUGAAAACCUACAUCAACGUACCUCAUCAACAGAGGGAACUGCCAGUUUGACAGCUGUUCCCAGACCUUCAACUCUCCUAAAAAUCAGACUUCCUUUCUUGGGUCAUGGCUGUCCGGGCAGUGCCAACCAGUCACCCCAUGGCCUGGGACCACGCUGCCUCUCACUGGAAGAUUCCGAGGAGGGGACAGGUAGCCGGGAUAAAGACAAGCAACCAAGAAAGAAACGUGGGAGGUACCGCCAGUACGACCAUGAACUGAUGGAGGAGGCCAUCACUAUGGUAAUGGCAGGUCGCAUGAGUGUGUCCAAGGCCCAGGGAGUUUACGGGGUGCCCCACAGCACACUAGAAUACAAAGUCAAGGAGCGUACUGGAACGCUGAAGAACCCUCCCAAGAAGAAAUCUGCCAACUCAUGUGGUUCUGGUUCCAUGACCGGUUCCGCUAACUCAGGGACUCUUGGCUCAGCUGCUGAUGCAAAGAGGUUUUAGACCAUGAAACACCUCCAGAGCUUAACACUUGAACUUAUCUCCUCUUACAGGAUACAUGUUUUCUGGAGACACUUGUUAAAACACAACACAUGCCUUUAUUAAAUGUAUGAAUAAUAAUAUUCAGGUCUUUUAACUGUGUCUAUAAUGUGAUGGUCAUAUUUUUAGCUGUAUUUCUCUAGCUUAUUCCUGGGCUUUAUUUAAAGCAGCUACAAGGUACAGCACUUUUCAGGAGGCAGUGGUGCUCAUUGCAGCUUUUGUUCACAGGAGCUGCUAAACUCAACAAACUCCUCAUAAGUUCAGUUUUUAUCUCUAAAGUUAAAAGAUCUUAAAGGAUAUGGCUUGCAUUAUAUUAUGUUUACUGUUAUCAACAAAUCCCAAAGACCAAAACUGUAAAUGAAUUUUAUCCUACUAAGGUGUGGUCUAUAUGUCUAAAGCAUGGUUUAUUAAAAUUUUCAGUGGUCAUGUGUUGUUUUUUUUGUUGUUGUUUUUUUUUUUUAAUUGGGGGAGAGGGCAAACUGCCUGCAAAAAAGGUAUCAAAGAAGUAUGGUUUUUUUUUUCUUGGACCUUCAUCGGGCAUGACUGAAACUUUGCUGCUUUAUUUAAGUUUGUGAGCCCAGCGGGCUUAGCCAUAUAAAUCUGUGGCUAAAGAUCAUACUUUUUAAGUAUUAAUCAGUUUUGGUUUUGGUCUUGUCAGGGGAUUUGAUGGUAUAAACAGGGUAAAAUAACACCAGCAUUAUCCUUAAAGACCUCCAGGAAGUUAGUAUGUUUGUUUUCACAUUUAUAUGAGGUGGGGUUUUCUUUUCCAAGGGGGAAGAAAACUGACAUUGAUUGUUGUCCACCAGAUUGCCCAGGAUCAAGUCCGAGAAACACAGUUGCGGACCUCCUUAGAGCUAAGAAAUAAAGUGUGACUCUCAUGUUUCCUAACUGUUAACUUAUUGGGUAUUCAGGUUUGAUUGAAAUUUUAAAGCUCCUGGUUAUAUGGAGCAUUGAUGAUUGUCCUUCGCAGCUUUCUGUUUCUCUCUGGGUAUCUUAACCUAGACUACUGAAGUGACUUAGAGCCAUUUUAAUUGAUUAUAAACUAGUGCUGUUAGACACCUCUACAAACAGGGCGCUUGUACAGUCUAAACUGCUGUGGUGGCUACAUCUUCAUUGCAAGUUUAUUUAUUUUUUCUUGUUGAAGAGUCGCUUAAGUAAGCCAUUUUGUGUCCACAUACUUUUCUCUCUUUGUGCAAGCUAGUCUGAACAUUAUAUUGAGUGUAGUUGGAAUGCAAAUGUGCAGCAUGUUUUGAAAUGUGCACUGAUAAGCUUGGGAAAUGUAUGUUAUUGUGUACAUGUACUGUUUGUGAAAGAUGUUCUUUUAUUAUCAGAUAUUUACUAAUUCUGCUACUGUAGCUGUAUUAUUGUUAACCUCAUACAUGACUGCUGCUUAAAACUCUACUUUAUGGGACCAUUUCCCUGGCACAAAAAGUGUAGCUACAACAAAGACGCUUAUUUCAACUACUACGAUUUAAGGUGACAUAAUGUGAGAAAAACUAAAUGACAAAUAGUGUUUAAAGCUGACGGUCACUUGACUUGAUGCAGUGCAAAGCUCACAGGCUUCUUUGUCAGUGUCUGGGGAAAUGCUAAAUGUUGCAUCUUGUGGUUUUUCACAACAGUCUACAUUCACGUUUGCCUCUGAGAUGGGCCUUUUUCCAUUAAUAGUGCUACUACCAAAGCAGCAGUUCAGGGUUACUCACACAAAGCUGCUUCGAUUAGUUUUUCCUGUGAUGUUAGCCUACCUGUCUUGUGCGCGCGCUCUCUCUCUCUCUCUCUAACCUCGUUGCCACAUAUACCUCUUAACUUAAUCUGCCUAUAGCCCAGUUUCAGGUUUCUGUAUUAUGAUACUGAAUAUGCUGGGGUGGGAGAUCUUAUUAGCCUAGGGACACUUACGAGCUCAUUGUCGCUCAAGGAACUACACCUAAGUGUAAAUUUAUUGUCAAACAGUACUUAAACUUCUCCUAAAUUAUACAGUCAUUUGGAGUGUGAAAGGAUUUAUAAAAAUGUUUUUAAAAUCCACCUUGUGGCAUUUACAGGAGAUCUGCCAUAUUUAUAGCAAAGUAUUGUGUUCUUUUUGGUGUUACUUGUAAUUUUAGGGCUAAUUGUAAACCAGUUUUAUUUUUUAAAGCUUUUUUUGGUCAGAUUGUGUGGCACUUCAACCUUUAUAACUUUGGCAGUUAUACAGAUACUGAUGUCUCCGCUCCUGAAUGUCUGCUCGUACCAGUACACAGUGCCUGUGUUUGGGGCUACAGCAUAGUGCAGCAUGACUACUCAACCCUGACAAUUACCUGCUAUUGAUAUCGAAAGGUCGGCUUGUAAACAAAAAACAAAAAAAGAUAAUUCCUUUGUUAUAAUUGCAAUAGAUUCUGGGAACACAUCUGGACUCUAUUUUUGUUUUUGAUAUUUGGACUGAACUGCUGACAAAUCUUUUAAACAACUUAAAUCUGCUAUUUAUGCAUAAAUCAAUGAUUGCACUAUGAUAACAAGCAUUUUUAUUGUAGAAACCUGUUUGUUGUUGCUGCAUACUUAUUUAUUGAUUGUGCUUCAGAACUGUGAUUUUAAUAUUUUGAUUGUUGUAGUUCUUGAUUUGUAUUAAGACACUGAUGCAAUGUGAAUUGUGUAUUGCUACAACUGCAUGAAAGCUUCUAGAUGUUAACUCACAAAUUAUUUUGUACUAAAAUGACACCCCUGACUAUUGUAGUGGUUAUGCUUAUGUUAAUAAUUAAGAAAAUGAUUUUGAAUGGUAAUUAGGUUAUCAUAAAUUCAGCAAUAACCCUACAUAGUGUAAUACUUCUAUAAUUCAUCUGACCCAGGAGACCUCCACUGGGGUCUGGACACAAAUUGCUGAAAAUAAUAUCCAAUAUGAAACACUAGAAAUUUUGUUAUUAUUAAAAUGACUGUCUUUUAAACUAAAAUAUGACUCUCAGGACCUGAUUUAUUUAUUUGAUUUGAAUGUCAGAGGGUCAGUUUGUUGGUGAAAGUGCUGUUGAAAAGAACAUUCUGUUUUGAGCGUUUCUACAAUCGUUCUUCUGCUUUUAGCAGAAUGUUAUAGUUGGCCUUCAGUAAAUCAUCAAUAAACCAGUUCUUCAGCCAGUUGCUUGUCAAAUUGUACAUGAAUUUCAUUAACAGUGGAUGCCUAAAAUAUCUGAACUGUUCUUAUGUGGUUAAUUUUUGCAUAGUACACAUUAGAAUAAGUGUUCUAAUAAGGCCAGUAAAUGAAGACAAUGCAGUGGACUGCAGUUAACAUGUGUCGCAGGCUGUAAACCGCUUUUAUAAUACAACAAUAAAAAGGGAAGUCAGAGAUGAGGCAGCAUUGUUAUUUUUGGCUCAUUCAAGGAUUAUAGAAUUAAGAAGAAGAAAGUAACAAUAUAGUGUUUAUUGUAGUAUUGUUUAAAACAUUAUCAGACUUGGUUUGUUUACGUGACUAUUUGUUUCUCUUGAAACUGAGCUUAAGUAUGAGUAAAUCCUUUUAACUCCAGUCUUUGCUUU